AUUAGAAUAGCCAAUGUAUGAUUAGCAUAUGAUUGAUAAAUUAUUGCGGUGUUCAAUUUGUUGCUAAUAAUUUAGUCAGCCAGUAACUUUAACAUGCGGACAUACUUAUUGUUUUGAUUGCAUGUAUAAGUCAUUAUGCACAAUGCCUCGUUGCCCAUUAUGCAGGUAUUUGUAGUAUUUUACAAAUUAGAUCUUACAUAUAAACAUCCCCUAAUAGUUUUAAAGUAAACAUAAUAAUUCAUACAAUAAUAAGAAGCUAAAAUCGCCCUCCAGAACAAGAUGAAUAAAAAUAAUAGUAAGUUGUCUCAGCUAAUCAUAUACUUCUUAAAACAACACAAGAUUUAUUCCCAUAUGCAUAUUUGAAACUACAAAUACUUAAAAUACCUGAUAGCAAUUUGACAUGUAAUGAUUAUUUUGAUUGUUUCAACAAUGCCGAAGUUUAUUUGCAAAAUGAACUUUAAAAAGCUUAAUUUAAGGCAAGAAUUGACCGAGUUUCAAUAAUGAAUAAUAAUAUAUUCAUAUAUGCAUUUAUUUAGGAAAAAGUGCAAAAUUUAUAGGCAACACUUCAAGGAUUUAUUAUUGAUAGCGUUGAUUAAUUUGGAAAUAAAGAAAAAAAGGAAAUUAUACUUCCUGUUUGUUAAGGCAAAGUAGAAAUCGAAGAUAUUCUGAUACUUGAAGAUGAUUUGAUUGAGAUGAAUGAAAUCAGACAUAGAAUUAAAAUUACAAUUGAAAAAAUCUUUAAUAAACAUUAUCAUUUAGAUUCUAUUGAACAAGAAGUUUACUAAAAGUUACACUAAUGUUGGUAUAAGCUUUUAAUAUCUAAGUUUGUUUGAAUACUUGUAAGAAUCUGAUCCAAACAAUCUAAUGAAACUAUCUUAUUGCUUGCCAACAAUGCUUUCAAUUUCAAAUCAUCAAAAACAUCAAAUAAUAUCUUAGACUGUCCUAAAAAGAUUAAAACUGGCAGAAUAAAAUCUCAAUAAAUUAGCCCCCUUUAGACAUGGUGGGAUGAUAUUUGUGGUUCCAAAUGAUCAUCCUAAACCUCCAUUCACUUAAUUAAUAGUCGUCAUCAUUUUUAUAAUUCUUUAUUUUAUAUUUAUCAAUUGA
This is a messenger RNA of Paramecium octaurelia, 1104 nucleotides long. Lineage: Eukaryota; Ciliophora; Oligohymenophorea; Peniculida; Parameciidae. The record is from the annotation of a GenBank genome assembly.